CGCCGCCCUCGCCUGUCUCCAGAGCCCCGGGACGAGGAGACCCCCCGAGAGCAGCCAGACACCCCGAGACCCUCGCGCGCAGCCAUGAGCCCCGCGCCCCGCUGGUGUUCGGAGAGGGGCGGGACCUGGAGCGAGGCUGACCCGUGACCCACCAUGUCCACCCCCACCAAGAAAUCCCCAGAUACUCCCUUGCCUGGAGAUGAUCCGCCUUCACCUAGCGCCCCCUCUUCUUCACCCGUUGUAAAGGAGGAGGAAGGGCCAGAGCCGGUGCCUGGGGGUCCGGACCCCGAUGUUCCAGGCACAGAUGGGGCCAGCUCUGCCUCCAGCAUGGCCGUUGCAGAACCCUGCGACGAGGAGCCGGAACGCAAGCGCAAGAAGGGCCCGGCCCCCAAGAUGCUGGGCCACGAGCUGUGCCGCGUGUGCGGGGACAAGGCCUCCGGCUUCCACUACAAUGUGCUGAGCUGCGAAGGCUGCAAGGGAUUCUUUCGGCGCAGCGUGGUGCGCGGCGGGGCCGGCCGCUAUACCUGCCGUGGGGGUGGCACCUGCCAGAUGGACGCCUUCAUGCGGCGCAAGUGCCAGCAGUGUCGCCUGCGCAAAUGCAAGGAGGCCGGCAUGAAGGAGCAGUGCGUUCUCUCAGAAGAACAGAUCCGCAAGAAGAAGAUCCGAAGGCAGGAGCAGCAGGCACAGUCCCCCGGGGUCCCAGGGGCCAGUGGCAGCGGCGGUGGCAGCACCAGCAGUAGCAACAGCACCAGCAGCAGCACCAGCAGCAGCGUUGGGGGUGGAUCCACCUCCGUGCCCGGAGCCUCCCCUGGCGGGUCCGAGGGCAGCAGCCAGGGCUCGGGGGAAGGCGAGGGGGUGCAGUUAACCGCUGCCCAGGAACUGAUGAUCCAACAGCUCGUGGCCGCCCAGCUGCAGUGUAACAAGCGCUCCUUCUCCGACCAGCCCAAAGUCACGCCCUGGCCACUGGGUGCAGACCCCCAGUCCCGUGAUGCCCGGCAACAGCGCUUCGCCCACUUUACGGAACUCGCCAUCAUCUCAGUCCAGGAGAUAGUGGAUUUCGCCAAGCAGGUGCCCGGGUUCCUGCAGCUGGGCCGUGAGGACCAGAUCGCCCUCCUCAAGGCGUCCACCAUUGAAAUCAUGCUGCUGGAGACCGCCAGGCGCUACAACCAUGAGACAGAGUGCAUCACCUUCCUGAAGGACUUCACCUACAGCAAGGAUGACUUCCACCGUGCAGGCCUGCAGGUGGAAUUCAUCAACCCCAUCUUUGAGUUCUCGCGGGCCAUGCGGCGCCUGGGCCUGGACGACGCCGAGUACGCGCUGCUCAUCGCCAUCAAUAUCUUCUCGGCCGACCGGCCCAAUGUGCAGGACCCUGGACGUGUGGAAGCGCUGCAGCAGCCCUAUGUGGAGGCGCUGCUGUCCUACACGCGCAUCAAGCGGCCCCAGGACCAACUGCGUUUCCCGCGCAUGCUGAUGAAGCUCGUGAGCCUUCGCACGCUCAGCUCCGUCCACUCCGAGCAGGUCUUCGCCCUGCGGCUCCAGGACAAGAAGCUGCCGCCGCUGCUCUCCGAGAUCUGGGACGUGCACGAGUGAGGGUGGGCAGGCAGGGACCCCGCCACCCACCCACCCACCCUCUUUCCCACGGACACUGCAGCCCAGGCCUCCUGAGACGCGGGAAGGGGCCUGAGCAGGCCCUGGUAGGCGGGUGGCUCUAAGGAGGAGCACCCCCAGCCGGGGUCCAGGAGGCGCCCCCUCCUGCCCACUAAGUCUUCCUGGAAAGGGUGAAUGGCUCCUAGGACCCCGAGUUCUGGCCUUGCCUAGCAACCCCAGCUGCCUGCCCUCCCGCCAGCCCAGCUUACACCUCCAACCUCCGCGCAUUGCACCUUGAGCAGAUGGAGGGGCUGGCCCCUGGCUCUCCCCUACAGCCCGAGAGACCACAGGCCCCCCUCUCCUUCUGCACCUUUUAUUUAAUAAAAACUAAAAGGAAAAAAAAAAUAA
This is a messenger RNA of Suncus etruscus (white-toothed pygmy shrew), 1995 nucleotides long. It is a transcript of the gene NR1H2, whose product is annotated as nuclear receptor subfamily 1 group H member 2. The transcript is spliced from 9 exons. Lineage: Eukaryota; Metazoa; Chordata; Mammalia; Eulipotyphla; Soricidae. Gene Ontology annotation, biological process: negative regulation of transcription by RNA polymerase II; positive regulation of transcription by RNA polymerase II; lipid metabolic process. The record is from RefSeq and is a predicted model, not a curated record. The coding region runs from base 154 to 1590 and encodes 478 amino acids. Gene Ontology annotation, molecular function: zinc ion binding; RNA polymerase II cis-regulatory region sequence-specific DNA binding; nuclear receptor activity.